AUGAAUUGUCCAUCCCGAACCGACGACACCCUGCUGCACGACGAGUGGAACCAAAACCCACCGCAGCUUGCACCGGACCUGACAACUCGCCAAGACCUAAUCGGAAUCUCGAAUGCUCGUGUGAAGAGAGACGAUGAGAAGGGCUCCGCUUUGCUGGAGGGUACCCUGGAUUUGGCCUAUGCACCUUCUGUAGGGAAACAAGGUGUCGGCGAUCGCCUUGACCUGGUAGACGAGGCGUCCCUGACACAGUCAGGACGCCUCGUCACUGGGAAGGACCCGAGUCCAAUUAUCUCAAACUCCCAGAAUUUAAAUCAAAACAACAACCACUUCUUCUCGGCGCAGCGCAUCAAAGACUGGGCACUGUGGUUGCUCUCGGUAGUCUGUGUCUCGAUACUCAUUACUCGCAUCGGCUCUAGUGGACAUGCCGUCUCGCCACAGGCACUUCUCACAGAAGACCCUUCCGCUGAGGAGUACUUUACCAAGCCGGCCAAGAGAUCGCGAUGUGCCUCGGGCGGAGUCCGCGGUGAUACGUACGACUUGCGGCUGCACGUGGCCGCGCUCUUCAUCAUCCUCACCGUAUCAGGCUUUGCCUGCGCCUUUCCGAUCCUCGCAACCCGGUUCCCUCGACUGCAUGUCCCGCCCUCGUUCCUCUUCUUCGUCAGCCAUUUCGGAACUGGCGUCUUGAUCGCAACAGCUUUUGUCCAUCUUCUGCCGACCGCAUUCACCUCGCUCGGAGACCCAUGCCUCUCGGACUUCUGGACAAAGGACUACCCAGCAAUGCCUGGAGCCAUCGCACUGGGUGGUAUAUUCCUUGUGACGGUCAUUGAGAUGGUUUUCAGCCCGGCUCGACAUGUCUGUCGUGGUGGGAAUCGUAUUCCGCAGUCCAAUGCUGCCUCGUCUCAACCGGAAACUUCACCAAGACUGGAUGAUGUAGUGCGCUCUGCUAGCCCCAGGUCACCCACUUCUCCGGUGGGUUUAGAAGCCGGACAUCACUUGCGAGACAUGGGUCCUCUGAUCGGGAGAUCUGUAAGCAUCAGCCGGGCCAUCAAUCGCAUGGGCGAAGGAAACGAAGAGGUCGUGUAUCUGCUUGAAAUGGGCAUUCUCUUCCACAGCGUCUUCAUCGGGAUGUCACUCAGCGUGUCAGUUGGAAAUGAGUUUGUGGUCCUCUUGAUUGCCAUCGUAUUUCAUCAAACAUUCGAAGGGCUAGCCCUAGGCUCACGAAUCGCCGCACUACCCUGGGGAAAAGACCAGCUACAGCCAUGGAUAAUGUCCCUUGCUUACGGCUGCACUACUCCAAUCGGACAAGCCAUCGGUCUCGCCACUCACACCCUCUACAGCCCGGAUUCCGAGGUUGGAUUGCUCGUAGUCGGUGCCAUGAACGCCAUUUCUUCGGGGCUGCUGAUUUUCGCGUCCUUGGUCGAGCUCAUGUCGGAGGAUUUCCUUAGUGAUGAGAGCUGGCGUGUUCUUCGUGGAAAGAAAAGGGUUUACGCUUGUAUUUUGGUUUUUCUCGGUGCCUUUUGCAUGAGUAUUGUUGGUGCUUGGGCAUAG
This is a messenger RNA of Penicillium argentinense, 1548 nucleotides long. RefSeq names its product putative plasma membrane zinc ion transporter (gene zrfD). Bases 1 to 1548 code for a protein of 515 amino acids. Gene Ontology annotation, cellular component: plasma membrane. The record is from RefSeq and is a predicted model, not a curated record. Gene Ontology annotation, molecular function: zinc ion transmembrane transporter activity. NCBI's taxonomy places the organism in Eukaryota, Fungi, Ascomycota, Eurotiomycetes, Eurotiales, Aspergillaceae. Gene Ontology annotation, biological process: zinc ion transmembrane transport. The transcript is spliced from 5 exons.